AUGUCGUUAGCUGGAAAAGUUGCUUUGGUCACCGGGGCAUCUAGGGGUAUUGGCAAAGGCAUUGCACUGGAAUUGGGUAAAGCUGGUGCUACAGUUUAUGUAACUGGGCGAGACCCAAAGAAAAGCGACAGAACUGAAAACCAAUCAACUUUGGAAGAAGUUGCUAAUGAAGUAAAGUUUUAAUUUUUGAAAAGUUUUUAAAUAAUUAUUUUUUAAAACAGUUUUAUGCUUAAAUACUCUGAAACUUCGGAUCAAUUUUGAUUUAAGCUGUCUAAAUGGUUAAUUUUAAGGUGACAUUAGUAGGUGGAAAGGGUAUACAUUUAUAUGUUGAUCAUUCUGACCCUCAAGCAGUAAAAAGUUUGUUUGAACGCAUCUCUCAAAAUCAUCAAGGUCAACUAGACUUACUUGUCAACAAUUCUUAUGCCGCUGCUACGGUAUGUCAUACAUUUAAGUAUAUACAACUAUUUUUUAAAAUUUUGGUAAAGUAUUACAUUGAAACUUUAUAAUUUAAAAACGGUUUUAGUUUAUCUUGAGCAAUAGCGGAAAGAAAUUUUGGGAGUACGAAGCUGAUCCCGCGUACGCUUAUGACAUUGUGAAUAAUGUUGGAUUACGAAAUCAUUAUAUAUGUUCCGUCUAUGCUGCAAAACUAAUGGUCCCAAGAAAGUCAGGACUAAUUGUUAAUAUUGGAAGUCUUGGAGGACUUUCGUACUUUUUAAACGUAUCUUAUGGCGUUGGAAAAGGAGCAAUUGAUCGUUUGUCUUCAGACUCGGCUACUGAAUUAUCUGGAACUGGCGUUACUGUGGUAUCUUUAUGGCCAGGCGCUGUUAAAACUGAAAUGAUUAGCAAUUACGUCUUAAAAGAAAAAAGCGAUACGGUGAUUUUUUUUAAAUUUUACUUUAAUUCUUAAGGUGUUUUUUGUUUUCAAAGUAUUUUAGAUACCUGGGUAUUCCACUUUAAUUUUUUUUAUUUUGUUUUACAGCCUGUUUAUCAUUAUUUUAACGAAGGAGAAUCAAUUUACUAUCCCGGAAAAUGUAUUGUGAAACUUCUUUCACUUUCCGAUUUGCAUAAGCGUACAGGAGAAAUCAUUACAACCACUUCGAUGGCAAAUGAAUAUGGUAUUCAAGAUAUCGAUGGAAGUAAGUUAAUUUAAUAGAAGCGUAGUAUAAUUAAAGUUUGAAAUGUCUCGUUUUUCGAUAUACCUAAAAUAACCUACGUGUAUUUUUAUCUUAAAUUAGAAUAAUUUAGAUAACAUAAUUUUAUACUAUGUAAUUUUUUCAAUUUAAAAAUAAAGGUUUAUUUUCAGAACUACCCAGGGAUCCACAUGUUGUUCAAUGCCAAGAUUAUAUAG
Molecule: messenger RNA, 1348 nt
Organism: Bursaphelenchus okinawaensis
Lineage: Eukaryota; Metazoa; Nematoda; Chromadorea; Rhabditida; Aphelenchoididae
Source: the annotation of a GenBank genome assembly